Molecule: messenger RNA, 273 nt
Organism: Cariama cristata (Red-legged seriema)
Lineage: Eukaryota; Metazoa; Chordata; Aves; Cariamiformes; Cariamidae
Gene: FAM32A
Product: family with sequence similarity 32, member A
Exons: 3
Cellular component (GO): nucleolus
Source: RefSeq, a predicted model, not a curated record
UGUGCCCGCAGGAAGAAGAAGAAGGCGAAGGACAAGGCCCAGGUCCUGGAGCAGAUCGUGAGCAGCAAGAAGCAGGAGGAGGAGAAGAAGCGCGGCCUGGACAAGCGGACUCCGGCGCAGGUGGCCUACGAGAAGAUGCAGGAGAAGCGGCAAAUGGAGAGGAUCCUGAAGAAAGCGUCUAAAACCCACAAGCAGAGAGUGGAGGACUUCAACAGGCACCUGGAUACUCUGACUGAGCAUUACGACAUUCCUAAAGUCAGCUGGACUAAGUGA